This is a messenger RNA of Xylaria bambusicola, 1597 nucleotides long. RefSeq names its product endoglucanase II. The transcript has 10 exons. Bases 617 to 1294 code for a protein of 225 amino acids. Lineage: Eukaryota; Fungi; Ascomycota; Sordariomycetes; Xylariales; Xylariaceae. The record is from RefSeq and is a predicted model, not a curated record.
AGUAAGGAAGCCUGGUAUAUACCUAAGUAUGCGGAACUAGAAGUAGCAUACCCAUUUUCUCUAAUUAGCCGGAGGAAUAUUACUGGAGCGAGGCUUGGACUGUAACCGUGGAAUCCGGGGUUCGUACCACCGCCUGCAGGACCACAACCUCGUUACCCUCCUUCCGGCGCUUCCUAUUUCGUGUUCGGCAUCCCAUCGCUCCAUCUACUCUACGCUAGCAGCGGGCCCGCCAGCUGCACACAAUGCAUGAUACCGUGUGUUCGGAUAGCUACCUGUCCUAAUCACACAGAUGCAGCGUGACGCUUGCCAGCCUUACCUUUCUUGGCUCUCAAGGCCUUGGAUGCUGGAGUCGCGGGCCGUGUAACUCCAAAUCCGUGCGGGUCUCGGCGAUUUCAAUGGUGGAAGAAUCGCCACGGACGAGGACGUCACUUGGACCUCAAUGAGAUCGAAACACGGCACGGCGGAACUGGUCAUCAUGGAGGUGAAUAGAAAAGCUUCGACAGCCGCCUGUCUUCCUGCGUAACUAUACCAUUUGGAACUGUGCGAUUAGCUCAUUUGCUUCGAAAACUGGAUUGUUCUCAACGACAAACAAGACACGACGAAUCAAUAAGUCAACAUGAAGAACUUCGUACACCUCGCCGCCCUCCUGGCACUCACAGUCGACUCUGUCUCAGCCCACUACAUCUUCCAGCAGCUCACUGCGGGCUCUACAAAGUUCGAUGUCUUCCAAUACAUCCGAAAAAACAGCAACUACAACUCCCCCGUCACAGAUCUGGCUUCAAACGACCUUCGAUGCAAUGUAGGCGCUUCGGGUGCUAGCACUGAGACCAUCGAAAUGCAAGCCGGUGAAUCUUUCAGCUUCACCCUAGACACGGCUGUCUACCAUCAAGGACCCAUCUCCAUUUACAUGUCCAAGGCCCCCAGCGCCGCUGCCAAUUACGACGGUUCCGGAGAGUGGUUCAAAAUAAAAGAUUUCGGCCCUACAUUCAAUGGCGGAAGUGCCAGCUGGCCGCUACAGCAAACAUACUCUUACACGAUCCCUAAGUGUAUCGAAAAUGGCGAAUAUUUGCUACGCAUCCAGUCGCUCGCUAUCCACAACCCUUGGCCCGCUGGAAUCCCUCAGUUCUAUAUCUCUUGUGCCCAGGUUAAGGUGACAGGAGGUUCCGGUACUGCCAACCCGACUCAUGCUUUGAUUCCUGGAGCAUUCAAGGAGUCCGAUCCCGGUUACACCGCCAACAUCUACAGCAACUUCAACAGCUACACAGUCCCCGGGCCUGCUCCUUUGACCUGUUAAAUGAACACGCAACCAAUUUAAAUAGGUGGUAGCCAUGAGAUAUAUAGCGAGUAUUCGUCUGAUCAACUUGGAUUCGACGACCUGUCGUCUGCAGGUCGUUUUGAUUCGGCACGAAGGUCAUCUCGCGAGGGCGAUCCCGAGUUCUGGGCAGCGCUGGAGGAAAAAUAAGAAUGAGUAACGGCAGCUAGAUAGCAGCUGAUCCAGCCUUCAAUUUGUAUAUAUUGUGAGAGUAGACUCAGUACGUUGCUGCUAUCAACAUUCGCUAUAGAUAUUUUCAACAUCAGUACGAUUAAUUUCUUCAUU